UAAACUUUACUAUAUGGCCACAGAUUUGAGCUCUCAAUUACGCGACAUAAUCCUCAACACUCAUGUACCACUAGUAUUACCCGAUUUUCCCAUCAACUGGGAGUGCUUUGACGACUCAUUGCAGCACUGGUGCACGCGCUAUGACCAGGAUGCCAGUCUCGGUUCUCUGCCGGCAUUCGAGAGCAUGGACGUCACCGACUGCGAGACGCCGCAAUGGGAGCGCAAGAGAAAGCAUGUCAAGAUGUCAAUGCAGAAGUUUCUGCAUAAUUUCACAAUGACUGCCGACAAACAGCCCAAGGAAUGGGCUGCCUAUCAAUAUGUACGUGCACAUGACAUACCUCCCAGCUGCUUGAGCGGCAUCGAUUUCAAGUGCUUCGGAUUUGCGGAGCACCAGAACGACUACAGCCUGUGGCUGGGCUCAAAAGGGGCCAAUACGCCGUGCCACUAUGAUACGUAUGGCGUGAACAUUGUGGUGCAGGCCUACGGCAGCAAAUCGUGGUUACUCUUUCCGCCUGAGACGCCACUGCAAAGCACGCGAAUUCCCUACGAGGAGUCCAGUGUUUACUGCCUGGAGAACUUCUAUGCGCCCGCGCCGGAUAAGCUGCAGUAUUACGAACAGUUCCAGGAGCACGCUUACCACUGCCUACUACAACCGGGAGACGUGCUGAUUGUGCCCCGUCAGUGGUGGCACUACGUGGAGGCGGUGUCCACUUCAUUGAGUGUCAACUAUUGGGUGCCGCUCAAGUCUGACCUGGACCUGACAUUUGAUGAGCUUCUGGUCAAGCAUGUGGUCGAGAGCUUUGUGAAAGGCGAAAGCAAUCAAUUGAAACAGUAUCUAUUGAAUCCCAAUCAGCUGGGCGAGAUAGCCGAAUCCGCCAGCUCGCUCUUUAGCCAAUUCGAGCACGCAGUCUUGAAGCCGAGCCUGGACAACAAGCGCAAACUAUGGGACACCGACUACUUGACUGAGAGCGAGGUACUGGAGCUGCUGCGCAGCGUCAGAGUGUGCAUUCGCACCCUGGACGUGAUGCCCAAGGAGGCCUAUACCCAGCUGAUCACAGACAAUGCCAAACGACAUACGCAAGACAGGCCGGGGCGAAAGGAGGAUGCGAUAAUAAGCUCCACAUUAGAGCAGCUGAUCAAUAGCAUGUGUGCGCCUCGCUGCAUUGCGUCCAUCAAGCAAGAGUUCUUCCGCCGCAUGAAGCAAAUGAUAGAUUACAGAGCUAAGACGGAACGUUUAUUGUGAUACUUGAUUAU
This is a messenger RNA of Drosophila arizonae, 1254 nucleotides long. RefSeq names its product HSPB1 associated protein 1 (gene HSPBAP1). The record is from RefSeq and is a predicted model, not a curated record. Lineage: Eukaryota; Metazoa; Arthropoda; Insecta; Diptera; Drosophilidae.